AUGGAGCACGAGAAGUGCUACGUAUUCAAGCCGAAUGACGAAAGGCCGUCGAAGCGACGACGCGUUAGUGCCGCUACGAACAACGCGUCUUUGGAACUGCGGAAAAAGACGUGCCGCGAGCUCUGGGACGCCCAGCAGGAGCGCAUCGACAGGAUCGUUGAGCAUGUGCACCGCGCUACCUUGACCGACAUCAUCGACUACAUCAAGACGGCCGCCCUCGACCGCCACGGGACGUCCAAAAUCCCCACCGGCCUAGUCGUCGCCGGGCCCAGCAUCGCGUCACAUGCCCAGUUCUUCGACAGCCUGGCCCAGAGGACUGCCGGGGAAGCCGACAGUGCCUUUGUUGCGCUGACGUCGAGUGAAUGCCCUAAUCUGAAAACUCUUCUCAAGCAUCUCAUCCGCAAGGCCACUUCUGCCGAGGAUGACGACGGCGACGAGCUCGUAGCUCCUCGGCGAAAAGGGCCCAAGCUGCUCAAUUAUGACCUGCAACUGCUUUUGGAUUGGUGUAAAGAGAGAAAUCCAGCCCAUGUCGUCGUCACUUUCCGCGACAGCGAGGCGUUUGAAGGUCCUUUGCUGGCUGAUGCCAUUCAAUUAUUGAGCUCCUGGCAAGAUCGCAUCCCUUUCGUAUUGUUGUUCGGAGUUGCCACAUCUGUGGAGGGGUUCCAAGAAAAACUCCCGAGCGCUGCCAUCCGUUGCCUCGAAGGUCGCAAGUUCGACGUUGCGCAGGCUGAUGAGGUCCUGGAGCAGGUCUUCCUCAAGACCAUUGAUGGCGGUGCCCCUCUUUGGCUGGGCCCUGAAUUGAGCCGCCAAGCGUUUGACAGACACAAAGACCACAUACAAAGCGUCGAGACGUUUGUCGAUGCGUUAAAGUAUGCAUACAUGUCUCACUUUUUCGCGAACCCUCUAAGUAUAUUUCUCCAAGCGGAGUUGGAGUAUGGGCAGAUUUGCAGCGACGAAAUUGAGGCCCUGCGAAAUGUAGAUUCGUUCAGAAGAUUGACAGAAUAUCUUUUGGACGAGCGGGAUGCCGCCACCGUGCGCAGUCUGCUCGAAUCCGACGAGUUCCUUUUCGACUACGCCAAAGAGCAGAUCACUGCCACCCAGGAGAAGAUCCAGAGUAUCGUACACGCCUGCCAAAUCUUGAAGGACCUUCGCGGCACGAUCCCGAGGCUUUCGCCGAUGCCAGUUUCCGCUCUCUACAUUCGUGCCGCCUCCGGCGAACUCAACAAAUCCCCAUUGAUACGGGACUUCCUGCUCGCAGUCAAGAAGGCCCCCUCCGACAUCCUCUCCAACCUACUCGCCGUCCUCGUCAAAUCAAGCGCCAAAGACAAGCGCGUUGCAAAAAUCCAAACCGACCUCAACGAACUCGUAGCGAGCACGGGAGCGACCGGCCAACCGCUGCGCAGUGCCCACGACGUGCGCCACGACACGAUGCGCACGACCGUUGUCGCGCAGAAGGUCGAGCUGAGCAAGCACAAGUCGGCCCUCUCCGCCACCGACACUGCUUACUCCAAGAUUGUCGAGGAGUUGCAUGGCUGGUUGGUCGACUAUUUUGAGAACGUGCUGGUGCAGCCUCAGGACCUGUUCCUCCACGAGGUCGUCAUAUACGACCUUAGAAGCCCACAUAGGGAUGUCUUCACGCCGAAACCGCGUAUUGCGGUUGAAAGAGCGCUGUCGGCGCCACAUGAUUAUUUGGGUUGUAGCUGCUGCGAGACGGCCAAGGGCGCUGAGGGCGCUCUCUCAUCGACCCAACCUCCAACCGCCAUCUUGUAUCAGCUCUAUUUGGAGUCGGGUAAUCUCAUAAACGUCAACGACUUGUGGCUUGCGUUCAACGCCAUUGUCGGCGAGGAGGGCGAAGAUCAGAGCAUGACCAUGGCGUUGUUCCAGCGGUCGCUCGCCGAGCUGAAGUACCUUGGCCUCGUCAAGGCUAGUAGGAAGAAGACGGAUCACGUUGCUAAGCUGGCCUGGAAGGGCCUGUAG
Lasiodiplodia theobromae is the source of this 1977-nucleotide messenger RNA. Its product is annotated as Origin recognition complex subunit 3. The coding region runs from base 1 to 1977 and encodes 658 amino acids. The record is from RefSeq and is a predicted model, not a curated record. The transcript has 6 exons. Gene Ontology annotation, cellular component: nuclear pre-replicative complex; DNA replication preinitiation complex; nuclear origin of replication recognition complex. Gene Ontology annotation, biological process: DNA replication; DNA replication initiation. Gene Ontology annotation, molecular function: DNA replication origin binding. Lineage: Eukaryota; Fungi; Ascomycota; Dothideomycetes; Botryosphaeriales; Botryosphaeriaceae.